Messenger RNA from Manduca sexta (tobacco hornworm), 1996 nucleotides. RefSeq names its product zinc finger protein 729-like. The annotation marks the transcript as partial. Gene Ontology annotation, biological process: regulation of transcription by RNA polymerase II. Gene Ontology annotation, cellular component: nucleus. Gene Ontology annotation, molecular function: RNA polymerase II cis-regulatory region sequence-specific DNA binding; DNA-binding transcription activator activity, RNA polymerase II-specific. Lineage: Eukaryota; Metazoa; Arthropoda; Insecta; Lepidoptera; Sphingidae. The transcript has a single exon. The record is from RefSeq and is a predicted model, not a curated record.
AGCACCGUUUUCCUUCCAGGAGAACCUAGAGGUGGCCAGAAAGCGAGCAAAGAAAAUACAGAAACGGUAACUAACGAUAGUUAUGAAGACGUGAUACCUUCCCAAAGCCAAAUAACCCACAAGGGACUGACUGCCAAGGAGAGACGACAAAUUAUGAGGAGCAAUGUGAUUCAAGUAUUAACAAAAUCGACAAUCAUGCCAUUUCGUUGGUUGAAGAGCUCAUACAGAUGCUUUUACUGCUACGAUAUAUUCCAAGAGGCGUCCGAGUUGAAGAAUCAUCAAAUAAAUCAUCCAGGAGAAGAAAUUAAAGAGCAAGCUAUGAACAACUUCUGGGAGCCAGUAGUUUAUGUGGACAUUUCGAAUCUAUCAUGUAAACUAUGCCCUGAAACCAUAACCGAUUUAUAUGAACUCAUCGAUCAUUUGGUGGCGAAACACGGGGUGAUAUAUAAUAAAGAUGUGGGAAUUUGCAUGGUAGCAUUCAAGUUGGAUAAUUUUUCUACUAAUUGUUUGGCUUGUGGCGCUAGUUUUUACACUUUCGGACCUCUACUCCAUCAUACAAACAAAGAUCACAAAGGUACCUCAGCUAUACUGUGCGACAUUUGCGGACAGCACUUCAAAGAUGCCAAUUUAUUAAGGCUGCAUGUAAAAACUGUCCACGAAAACACAGGUUUGCUUUGUCCGGAAUGUGGUGAAAAGUUUGAGACAAAAUCCAAAUUGAAAACGCAUCAAAAGAACCAACACGAUGUGGGCAAGAAGUACAAAUGUUUGGUUUGUUCUUUGACAUUUCAAAGUCAUUACAAAAGGUCUCGGCAUAUGGCCGUAGAGCAUAAGAACAGGCAGGAGAUCAAGUGUCUUCACUGCCCGAAGACGUUUGUCUUCCGAAGCAUGAUGAUGACUCAUCUCCGUGACACCCAUCUCAGGGUACGAAAUCAUAUUUGCGGGGUCUGUGGGUGGAAGGCUUUUAAUAAAAAUCGUUUAGCUAACCACAUGUAUAAGCACAGUGGUGAGAAAAACUUUAAAUGCGACGCAUGUGACAAAGCAUUCACCACGAAAAAGAUUAUGAGAGCGCAUUUCGUGCGGAUGCACAAAAAUAUGCAACAACCAGUUUUGCAUUACGACAAUCCUUACGUAGGGCAUUAAGUUUCAUUCGUUGGUAUUCAGAACUAAAUUGUUUCUAUGACCUCGUUGUGGUACACAGUCUACACAUUUGUAAAUCUUUUCGUUAAGAUGCAUAAGAUUUGCUUCACACACCAUCUUAGGUUGACACAUAAAAUGCCAUUAUUUAAAUAAUAUUAAAGAAUUUUAUGACUGAUAUACGUUAUUUGAGAACUUUGUUUUUGCUAUUUAGAUUAAAUCACUUUUAUGUAAGAUUAUACUGGGUUCCAGAGCUUAGAUACUUGUAGCUGUUAGUAAUAGGUUAAGAAUUAUUUAUUAUAUCAAAAUGUCUUUUAAUUAAGAUCUCAUAGGUUUCACCGAACACAGAAACAAAAACUAGCAAAAUUGAAAUGAAUAAUAUUUAUGCAACAAACGGUAAAUCAUAACAAGUAAAGUACCUGUAGAGUAUGCAUAUCCGGAAGCCACGACACACAAAUUCGACGUUGGUAAAAUUUUAUCAUGUAGAAUGCUUGUUAACAAAAAGUAUAGAACAAAUUAUCAGUUUUGUAGUAAGUAUAUCAAAAAAGACUUAUAAUUAGUAACAAUGAAUACACAUAUAUGAUGUUUUAAAAUCAGAAGUUCGUAUUUUGGUCGGUCAAUAGAUGUAGGCUUUGAAAAUCCGUUCUGUUCCCACUAAAUUAUAAUAAAAUCAUAAUUAUCAUAUAUUAUAACGAAUAGCUUCAUUAUAAACUUUUAAAAAGAUAUUAACGCAUAAUUUAUAGAUAUUUACUGUAAUAUGUUAGUUUAUUAAUUAUUAGAAUAAGUAGUAAUCUAUGUUUUAGUAUAUGAGUGUUGUCUAAGACUUGUAUUGCCUGUGGAAAUAUACUUGUAUUUAAAAUUA